Zophobas morio is the source of this 1168-nucleotide messenger RNA. RefSeq lists its product as uncharacterized. Gene Ontology annotation, molecular function: chitin binding. NCBI's taxonomy places the organism in Eukaryota, Metazoa, Arthropoda, Insecta, Coleoptera, Tenebrionidae. Gene Ontology annotation, cellular component: extracellular region. The transcript has 5 exons. The coding region runs from base 102 to 1025 and encodes 307 amino acids. The record is from RefSeq and is a predicted model, not a curated record.
UGCUUUCUUAAGAGAAGUUAUUUAGGUACAAAUUUCUCUGGUAAAGGUUUUGUUGUGAUUUUGAUCGGUGUGUGGUAGCUACCUAGGAAGAACAAAUCAUAAUGACGAAUUUCUAUUUAACGGCAAGCUUGUUAUUAACAGUCGUACAAUUUAUUCAUGGUCUGCCGAGAACUCCAGUCACAGAAUUACCAAAUUAUCCCAGAUAUACGGAAUCAGCUAAAUCCCACCGGAGUUUUACCCCCAAGGCACCUUCACCAUUUACGUCAGCAGUAGAGUACAAUGAUGCCACUGCCGCGGCAACACAGCGUGGCCCAAAUUACAUUCAAAAUCCCUAUCUUUAUCAAAAUGUAAUUCCUAUUAAACAAAAAGUUCAACAAGUGGGAAGGCCUGGGAAAACCGGACCACAACAAUUUGCAAACCCAGAGGAGCCCCUUACUGAGAAAGAACGCAAAGAACUCGAAGAAGAAGAAGAAAUUGAAGAACCUGAUCGUCUGAGUGUUUUGCUGCCGCAAUCCAAGUUUAAUUGCGCAAGUAAAAACACAGGGUAUUAUGCGGAUGAAGAAUUAGGUUGCGAGGUGUUCCAUUACUGUCAAGAUAAUGCCAAACAUUCUUGGAUUUGUCCUGAAGGGUUUACUUUCCAUCAGGUCCAUCUAAUUUGUAUGCCUCCUGGUGGUGAUAACAUCUGUGAAAAAUCUUCACAGUUUCAUUUUGUUAACGAAUAUCUCUACAAACCAGUUAAUUUGGAAGAAUAUCAACAAAAACCCAAUAUCUCGUUACGUUAUUCUGAAAGAUUUUACCCCGAAAACUACUACGACGAAGGAGAAAAUGAACAAGACGAUCGUCAAACAGUUCAACAUAGGAAUUCAGUGCGGGUUCAACAAAACACACCUGAAUCGGUAACCAGAGCUACAUUCAGACCAGAAACUUCUCUUGGUCAAGUAUUUAGGACUCCUAAUGAAGUUAACAUACCACUUCAGCAGAGAAGACCGCAGUAUGGGACGCAAAGAUUUUUCACCAAAAAAUAAUAUGUAGUAACUUUGUUGAAUAUUUAUCAAAAAUGAUACAAGACUAUCGUAAGCCUGAAUUAACUUAGUUAUAAAUUAAUAGUGCGAUUAGAAGAUGUAAUAAAUGUUUGUUUUUUUCAAUAAAAAAUAUUUUUACAAAAUAA